GUGUAAAAAUAUAUAUUUCUUCCUCUUUCACAUUUCUUCCAUUUUUUCCCUUCUGCUUGUUAAUCUCCAAUAACCCGAAACAGCAGAGACAAUCUUUUUUGGUUUGAAGCGCCAAAAAAGAAAAGCUAACGAAAGGGAAGAGAGGUUUCAGUAAGAGUGUUGUAUUGGUAUUUUUAUUUUCCCUACCCCAUGUCAAAUUCAGAGGGUGGUGCUACAAACGGCAUAAUGGACCCUCAGAGACAACAAGCGCCAGGAAACGUCCUUGUCGUCAAAAAACCUCCUUCCAAAGAUCGUCACACGCAAAGUCGAUGGUCGUGGCCGAGAAUCAGGAUGCCUAUCAUUUGUGCGGCUCGUGUUUUCCAGUUGACUCGUGAGUUGGGUCAAUCCGAUGGUCAGACUAUUGAAUGGCUGUUACGCCAAGCUGAGCCUUCCAUCAUAGCCGCCACCGGGACGGGGACAACUCCCGCUAGCUUCUCGACCGUGUCUGUCUCCGUCCGCGGCGGAGCUAAUUCAACUUCUUUAUCGUCAACGACUUCUUCUUCGUCUUUGGAUCAUAAGCCUCUACUGGGUCCCACCCCUUUUAUACUAGGGAAACGCGUAAGGGCCGACGAUGAUAACGCCGGAAAGGACGAUUCCGGAGGGGACGCUGGACCAGGCGUGGGGUCCAUUGUGGGACCCGCGGGUACACCCACGGGUGGGUUCUGGGCUGUUCCGCAGGCCGACUUUGGUCAAGUAUGGAGUUUCGCGCCCCCGCCUCCACCGGAGAUGGUGGUGCAGACGGCUGCUGCUGCUGCUGCGGCAGCGGCGGCAACAACCGCUGCCGCUGCGUUGUUCGUUCAGCAACAGCAAGCGAUGGGAGAAGCGUCGGGGAGGGUUGGGAAUUAUCUUCCUGGUCACCUGAAUUUGUUGGCUUCGUUGUCGGGUGCUCCGGGGGGUUCGGGUAGGAGAGACGAGGAUCCGCGUUGAAUUGGGUGGACCGUUUUACUUUUGUUAUUGUUGGGAGUAUAUAUAUUUAUAUGAAUAUAUAGAUUCUAUAAAUAUUUGUGUAUGGUUGUUGUUUUUGUGUGUGUGGAUGUGGAAGAGGAUUUUUAGUUGGAAUUUUAGGGUUAGGGAAGUAGGGUUUUGAAGGGGGACAAUUUGGGAGUUUGGAGUAUGGAUGAUGAAUGGAUUCAAAUUAGGGGUUUUUUUUUCUGUAGCACUUUUAUUUGAUGAUUAAUUAGGGUUUUAGAGCGUUCACAAUUAUUUAGGAUUUUGAGGGUUUAUGUUGGAGGAGGAGAGGGGAGUCAAGAAUUAGGGCUUUGGUGACUGAGAUUUUGCGACUG
This is a messenger RNA of Theobroma umbraticum, 1322 nucleotides long. RefSeq names its product TCP family transcription factor. The record is from RefSeq and is a predicted model, not a curated record. Gene Ontology annotation, cellular component: nucleus. Gene Ontology annotation, molecular function: sequence-specific DNA binding; DNA-binding transcription factor activity. Gene Ontology annotation, biological process: regulation of circadian rhythm. NCBI's taxonomy places the organism in Eukaryota, Viridiplantae, Streptophyta, Magnoliopsida, Malvales, Malvaceae.